Molecule: messenger RNA, 1809 nt
Organism: Charadrius vociferus (killdeer)
Lineage: Eukaryota; Metazoa; Chordata; Aves; Charadriiformes; Charadriidae
Gene: PLK3
Product: polo-like kinase 3
Biological process (GO): mitotic G1/S transition checkpoint signaling; DNA damage response; protein phosphorylation
Cellular component (GO): spindle pole; cytoplasm; nucleus
Molecular function (GO): protein serine/threonine kinase activity; protein binding; ATP binding
Source: RefSeq, a predicted model, not a curated record
AUGCAGAGUCUGGCCGUGGUGGGAGGAAAAAUGCCCUGGAGGUUUUACAGGAACUGGGGUGGGUUUGCACGAUGCUAUGAAAUGACAGACCUCUCCAGCAACAAAACCUACGCCGUGAAGGUCGUUCCUCACAGCCGGGUGGCUAAACCUCACCAGCGGGAAAAGAUCACCAAUGAGAUUGAGCUGCACCGGGACUUGCACCAUAAGCAUAUUGUCAAGUUCUCCCACUACUUCGAGGACGCAGAGAGUAUCUACAUCUUCCUGGAGCACUGUAGUAGGAAGUCCUUGGCCCACAUCUGGAAGGCCCGCCAUACUCUGCUGGAGCCCGAAGUGCGCUAUUACCUCAAACAGAUCAUCUCAGGCUUGAAAUACCUUCACCUCAAGGGCAUCCUGCACAGAGACCUCAAGCUCGGCAACUUCUUCAUCAAUGAAAACAUGGAGCUGAAAGUGGGGGACUUUGGUCUAGCUGCUUGCCAGGAUAUCUCUGACCAGAAGAAAAAGACGAUAUGUGGGACCCCCAACUACCUGGCCCCAGAAGUGCUGCUGAGGCAGGGCCACGGGCCGGAGUCGGAUGUGUGGUCCCUGGGCUGUGUCAUGUACACCCUGCUGUGUGGGAACCCUCCCUUUGAGACCUCCGACCUCAAGGAGACCUACAGGUGCAUCAAGCAGGUGGAGUACACCCUCCCUGCCUUCCUCUCCUUGCCUGCCAAGCACCUCAUUGCCGGCAUCCUCAGACGCAACCCCCAGGACCGCCUCACCCUCGAGGAGAUCUUGGACCAUGAGUUCUUCAAGGGCUACACGCCUGAGAAGCUCCCUCCCAGCAGCUGUGUGAUGGCUCCAGAGCUGAGUCCCCCCAACCCAGCAAAGAGUCUGUUUGCUAAAGUCACCAAGACACUUUUUGGGAAGAAAAAACCCAAGGCCAAGAAGGGCUCUUCAGAGGACAAGGAUGACAUCUCCAAGCUGGUCACUGGGCUGAUGAAGACCUCGAUCUGUCGGCAGAUGAGCUAUAAAACCGUGGAAGGGAAUGAGGCCACCCCAGUAUCAUGCCGCAGCGCCAGCUCUAGCCCUGUGGAGACCGUGGUGGAAGAGACAUCUCACAAGUCCGUGUCCCCCUCCAUCCGGGGGACGAUGGCCAGCAGCUGUGAGGCCUUUGAAGACUGCAUCACCGCCUCUGCCAUAUCGGCUGUCUGGCUGCUGGGGACCUGCCUCUCCUCCAUGCCCCCAGGUAAACUGGUCAGACUGCUCUGGGAUGGGACAGGGCACUGGGCUGGUGCCUGGGGAAGCCCCUCAGGUGGGAAGGGGCAAGGGGAGGCUGUGCCAGGGGUAGGUUUGGUGCUGGGUGUCCCCAAAGCUCAUGGUCUUCUUCCUCCCAGGACUGUGCAUUACAACCCGACCAACAGCAAACACCUUGUGUUCUCUGUGGCUGCCAUCCCUGAGCAGCUGCAGGGACAGAUGAGUGUCUUGCGCUACUUUGCGUCCUACAUGGAGCAGCAUCUCAUGAAGGGAGGUGACUUGCCCAGCAUAGAUGACCUCGGGCAGCCAGCCCUGCUCCUCCUGCAGUGGGUGAAGACCGACCAGGCCUUGCUCAUGCUCUUCAGCAGUGGCACCCUCCAGGUGAACUUCUACAAUGACCACACCAAGGUGAUCAUUAGCAAGCCUGACCAUUCCUGCCUUGUCACCUACAUCAACCGGGAGCGCAACUCCUACACCUACAAGCUGUGCAGCAUCCAGGAGCUGGGCUGCUCUCCUGAACUCCACCACCGCCUCAGAUACAUCCUCAAGCUCCUCCAAGAACGGGCUGAGGCCUAG